AUGCCUGGAAGCGGACCGGACGAUCUUCACGAAGAACCUGAUAUUCCCAACAAUCCGCCAACAGAUCCUCCCACAUCGCAAGGGGUUGAUGAAGUGUUCUCUCUCUUCAAGACAUAUCUUGAAAAUCGUUUGGAACAGAAGGGCAAAGAGCUCGAAGAAAAACAAAAAAUCGAUUUGCAGGCAGAGAAGUUCAAAUUCAAAAGUAACCAAAAGCAGUUCGUAUUCAACGCCGAGCUUGAAGAAUUAGUAGGAAAAAUCAAAGAAGCAAACGCCCAGAAGGAUCACAAGAAGGUGGCUCACUUAACGGAUCAAGCCAAAGCUCUGUUGCACAAGAGACAGAAGCUUAUCAAACUCGCAGACUCGAGUGAAGCCGGCUGGGACGCAGUUCAAGAAUACGAAUCCCAAGAUAUCGCCUCGGACGAUGAGGACGACAAGAAAAUUCGCAAUGCUAGAGCCGCAGCUAAUAGGAAAAGGAAACAGAAAGAAAGAGAACGACAGCAGCAGAGCAAUAAGAAGCGUUGUACAACUCCCAACCUGGGCACGCAGGAUCAUCAUCUUUUUCGUGGUAUUUGUAUCGCUAUUGCCGUCCAAGCUCUUAUGCACAUGGGGAUUGCUUCAGGUGCGGAAGGCCAGGUCACUGGGCCAAAGAUUGCAGGGCCUCUAGCUUCUAUCCCCGCCCUUUCGGCCAGUACAAGCCAACCGCCUUUGCCCCAGCCUCCACCACCACAAACGCUUCAGGAACCGGACUUAAGGGAAUCGGACAUUCAUGAGGAAUUCGACAAGUUUACGGAUGUACUUCAGGCCAUCUCUGCUCAGUCCUGUUGGGCAAGUCUCUAUGGAUCUUUAGCUCCCUUCAAGCUGCGCCUCAUUACUGAUCAGUUUAAGGCCAGACAACCUUCGACGAUGAAUAGAUAUUUACUUGAGUGUCAAAAAUUUAUGCGUUGGUGCAAUGAUGUUAAGGCUCAAUUCGUUUUGCCACAAGAGCCUGUUGUUGUAGCGGCCUAUUUGUCUCAACUUCACAGGAAGACUGGUUCUCCCAGCACUGUUAGUAUGGCUUAUGCUGCAUUAGUUUGGCUACACGAUGUAGUAGACGUAACUUGUAGUAAUAAUCCUUUGAAAACCGGAGUGUGUAGAAAUGUUGUUGAAGCUGCGAAACGUAAUGGCACACAACGGAAGAAUAGGAAGCUCCCUCUCUCUAUUGAUAUGGUCAAGAGAAUAGUUGCUAAACAUGGCAAGGUAGACGCUAAUCUAAAAGAUCUGCGAAUUUCAGUCAUAGUCCUCUUAGGUUUCGCAGGUUUCUUCAGAUUCAAUGAGUUAGCAAAUAUCAAAGCUUCGCAUAUAACUUUCGCAGAUGACCAUAUGUCCAUUGUUAUACCAAGUAGUAAAACAGAUGUCUACAGGGAAGGUAAUAAAGCUAUUAUUGCUAGAACGGACAAUGCCACUUGUCCAGUUCAUAUGGUCCUUAGGUAUAUGUCUGCUGCAAGAAUGGACCAUAAUGCAGACGGUCUCCUAAUCAGGCAGUUAGUAUUUCAGAAAAAUUAUAAUACUUAUGUUUUAGGGAACAAAGGAAUUUCGUAUUCUAGGUGUCGAGAAAUCUUUUUGGAAGCUCUCAAGGCUCUAGGUUACGACUCCAAACUUUUUGGGUUACACAGUCUUAGGUCCGGUGGGGCAACCGCUGCCGUAAAUUCACCUAGCGGCCCUGUAUCAGACAGGUUAUUAAAAUUACACGGGCGGUGGAAAUCCGAUUACGCCAAAGACUUGUAUAUUCAAGAAGAUAUAUCUGCACGGCUUUCAGUUUCAUCUAGCCUAGGUAUUUAAUUGCUAUCAUUAAGUUUCCACGCGUGAUGGGACACGCGAACGUUUUUGCUAUCUUUUAGUUACAGCCUAGUUUUGUAUGAUUAUAAUCAGUGCUUUCACUAUAAUUUAACCGUAUCAUAUGUAUUGUGCAAUGUACUAGCUUAAUGAGGAUAUAGCUUCGCGUAUCGUAUUUCUGUGGGACAAAAAGCAAUGUGACCGUUUAUACACAUAGUGCUCGAAUACAGUAAUAAAGCUUAUAUUGGCUCUCCGUGAGUUAC
Pocillopora verrucosa is the source of this 2075-nucleotide messenger RNA. The record is from RefSeq and is a predicted model, not a curated record. NCBI's taxonomy places the organism in Eukaryota, Metazoa, Cnidaria, Anthozoa, Scleractinia, Pocilloporidae.